AUGCAGUUGCUGGCACAGGUGCCCGGCGUGCAGUUCCCCGCAGACUUUUGCAUGCACAUGGCCGACGUGAAGCCCGUGGGCUACCACGACCAGCCCAUCUGUGAGGCUUCAGAUGCUGGCGGCAACGCAGCUUACCUCGUGGACGGUAAAGCCGGCAACACCAACUUCCCUCAUGGCAACAUCAAGGUGCUAGCCACGGCAGGCGAGGUCGACCGCAUGACGGGGUCAAUGCUCACAGGCGUGCCAGAUGGUCUGGGCGCCUACCUGAAGGAUGCCAAGACGGUGAGGCUGAUCUACCAGAGCGAGGCCUAUGGCCAGCUGGUGCCCUACAACCCGGAGUCCUUCCCAUGGAUGGUGAACAAUAACACUGCCAGCUUCACAGGGUCCCACAUUCACUACAUCGACUACGACCGCAGCAUGCUCGCCACCUUCAUGGACGAUGGGGCACCUUCAAUGGCCCAGGGAAUGGUGAAAGGAGCUGGCAAUGCGGUGACCAGGUCCUACAAUCUAAAGAGGGAGCCUGUUGGUCCACGGAACCGAGCUGGCGAUGGCUUGCAGGCCACUACCUCCAACGUGCAUGAGAGCAACGUGGAUGUAAAUGGUGGCUACAUCGUUGGGAAUCCGGCCAAGGCACCGACUAAGGCUGAUUGGCUCAUGCAGUCCCUUUGUUCUGCACACCUGGAGGUGAAGCACCAGUGGGGAGAUGGCAAAGGCGUUGAGGACGACCUCUUCAUCACGAACGAGGAGUGGAUCGUUUAUCCUAGAUUCUCCAUGCCUAUUGGCCUGCCUGUGCACGUCCUGGACCUGGCCACGGGCAACCUGUGGGCGACGGACUAUGUGGCCUGGGUGCCAUCUGGCUACAAUGGCGCCUUUGGUCUUGAUAACAGUGCCGCAGUGCUAGCUGCCAGGAAUUCCUUGUACACAAGGACGGAUGGAAAUCCGUAUGUGUGGCCGCGGGAUGUUGUCCCCACGAAGCUGUACAUUGGCAAAAAGAACACAGACAAGGAUGGCAACGCAGACACCACAGACUUCCUGGCGAGAAACGGGUUUGAGUAUGGAGCACUCUAUGGUUUUGCGGUCAACUGUAACAUGGUUACAACCCGGGAUGAGUGGCACAAAACCGCGUCUCCUGGCAAUACUGUGAGCGGUGCCUUCUACAAGCUGCGCUGGCAGGCUGUCCGAGGGAUGGUGCAAGGCUUCGAGCACGAUGGAAGCUGGGAAUUCCAAGACGCCCCUCAGGGUGCCCCGGCUGGCUGGUGCUUCUGGAAUUCCGCUGGCAAUGAUGCGUCCGGUGCUAAGACAGAGCAUGUGUCGCCCGACCCUAGGGGUGGUCACCGCGUCCUGCAGGGUUCCACUGCUGGUUAUUUUGGCAUAUAUGAAUUCUCGGAGCUCCCAUCCCUGCUGCAGUCCAGUGGCAGCACCAUGCCCAACUUCAUCCCGGCGACCUACACAGUGUACCAGCCUGAGUCCGACGUCGCCGACCUCAUCGAGCUGGGCGGCGCCGGGGUUCGCGCGGACGGCAACGACCAGACCAAGAUGCGCGACAGCAGCAGGGACAAGUCGACUUUUGAGGAUGUGGAUGGCAUGGAGUGGAUUGCCGCGGCCAACGGGGAGGACUACUUUGUAAUCCACGAGGAUGGUGGCAACUGGUACGGUGAGCGCAAGUUCCUGGCCAAGGUGGGCAUUCCCAUGAAGUAUUACUUUGUGGCGCAGAGUGGCGGCCGCCAGAACUCCCGUGAGCUUGCUGGCGUGAGCUCGGUAGCGGGUGUGCACGGUGGCGCGGGCUCCCAUGAGUUCUCGGGUGCCUUUGACCUGUCUGGCUUGCUUCGUAAGGAUGCUUCCGGCAACUUUGAGUUGCAAGUUGGGGACGUCAACGGUAAGAAGCGCCAGCUGGAGGCCGCCACGCCCAUUAAUGAGAAGACCAUCGCGGUGAACCUGCAGGCCCACACCAACAGGGCAGGCUUCGCCGACGUCUUCAAAUCCGAUCGUGUUGCGCAGGUCCUGGCGUACAAGCCCAACGUUCCGGCCUGA
Symbiodinium pilosum is the source of this 2031-nucleotide messenger RNA. Lineage: Eukaryota; Dinophyceae; Suessiales; Symbiodiniaceae. The record is from the annotation of a GenBank genome assembly.